GGGUGUAUGUAAGUCGUGUAUGAAAAGUGAGUGGUCUUCCAGUGUAUUUCCUUCACAACCCUGCCUCUAAUUAUUAUUAUUAGUAGUACUAGUAGUAAAUUUAUUUUCCUUUCUUUCCACCAUGUUUUUAAUAUGCUUAUAAAAUCCAUGGAGUUACUCAAAAUCGCUUCCUGUAUUGCAAGCUUGUGUUGGACCUAAUUGACCAAAUGGUGGUGCUAUGACAACUAAAUGAAAAUGCUAAAUUUGAAUCUUGUGUAUGAACACAAGAAACUUUGUUUCACUAUGAUGUAUUGAAGAGUGAAAACGUUUCUUUUAGCGUAACGAUGUACAGUGAGAUCGUACUGUCGUGGCAAAACCUCCUCGGGUUAUUACGCGUAAAACUGGCUUCCUAGUUUUUUUUCCCCCAGAGAUUUCCUGUUCAAAUGCUUAUCAUGCCCGGCGCUGUUUGGUCUCAGAGAGCAGGCCACGGGGCACCGCUGCUGGCAGCUUUAAUUGCCACUAUUGCUUUCAUAUAUAUUUUUUUUGCAUUUCAUAAGGUGCCUCAUUUCUAUAUCUUGUACAAGAUCAAUGUACAAUAGACAGAUAAAAUGGGCACUCUCUCGAUGCCUACAAGGAUAAAGCAUAUUACUAAAUGUCAGAUCAUAUCUAUAAUGUUUUACUGUUACUUCAGUUGUUGAAUUUGUACUUACAAUUGAAAGAAGCAACAUGUAUCUAGCACCCAACUAAUUCUGUGUAGUAAGACUGAUAUUGUACAACAUACUUCAUAUUUGGAACCAUAAACUACAUGUACUUAAACAUACGCGAAAAUAGCAACCACCGGCCUUUAAGUUAUAAGUAUGCUAUAAUAAUUUCUGCGUAGCACGCAUUAUACUAAUCAAUUUACUUGCAUCUUUUGCUGAGUACCCCUGAGUCACGACCUAUAUUUCAAAAGCAAUUUCUUUAAAAACAUGGGCUGGAUUAAAGGGAACAUUGUUCAAUCAUAAAAACGUUUUGAGCUGAUUCUGGGGGGUAUCAAUAGCCUACCUUCAGACACCUGUUUUCACCUUAUUGCAUUUUCUUUCAAGCUGCUCUUUUCUUCUUUUUUUUUUUUGGCGGACCAACAUCGCGAACGCUUUAAGUCGACAUAUACAGUAUCACAGGUCUCGAUUCGACUCUGAAAUAAGAAAAAUUUAAUGGGCCUACUGUAAAUGUUACGUUUCCAUUACAUUUAUCUGGCAGACGCUUUUUAUCCAAAGCGGCGUACAAUAAAUGCAGGUUUGACAAAAUAGGUAGGAGUUCAAAAGCUUUCGUUGGUUUUUGUAAAAAUAAAUAAAUAUAUUAAGGGUGGGGACUGGGUCAACAUUAAUCAAAUGUUUUUAUUGGGAGUGCUGAGACUUUCACAGUCAACAAUGAUGUCAAAGAUCCGGCGUAAACAAAUUAUACUAUAGGAUAGUAUCAAUACAUGGCUAAGUACAAUGUAAACGUUAAAACUGUCGUUUAAUCCCAAUGAUAGGUAGAUUUCGAAGUAAAGGUGGCCUACACGUCAAACCAAGCUGGCAUUUCAAGAAUCCGUGUGGUUUAAAAAAAAGCCUCCUUUUUACAUUGCACCGUUCUUCAGUUUGCUGGCGCUGUUGUGUGAAUUUUAUUGUGACGUCAUAAUUAAUGUCAUAUCGGCCAAUGUGAUGGAGCAACGAGUCGAGAGAUCAAAUCCGUCAGUCUUCGUCAGUUCGUUAGCAGAACCAGUAUACCAGCCAUGAACUCCCCAGUUUAGUUAAGAGGUGGUAAGCAUAACUGACGUUGCACCCGUUAGGGUGAACAAACUGCAUUCCUGCAGUACUUGCAGGUUGCUCUUUAUGUAGUUUAUGCAAUUGUUGUUUUUAACUUUUAUACCUAAAUUGUAUUGCUGCUGAACUAUUUUAUUUUCAAGGGGAGUUCAUCUUUACAGUUAAUUAAACAUAUAGCACAGUAAUUAGUCUGUUCUCAUAAAUGAGGUUGCAUACAUGCACACAAAUUACCUUGGAGGACGAGUGGUUAUUUUCUCAGGUAAUUACUUCAAUGCUUGAUUUGGAGAUUCAAUUUCAUUAUUAAUUUCAUUUAAUUAAUUUCAUUAUCAAUAAAGAUACAUAAAUAAUGAAUUGCAGACUGUUUUGUCUGCAUGCAUUAUUUUAACAGAAAAGCAGAAAUGGAGAACAAGGUCAUUGAGGAUAAGGAUGACUGUAACAAAUGUGAGAAAAUGGUAAGUGUUCAUCACCUGUCACCUGUUCAAGUGUGUGUGCCUCUUCCUGGCUCCACCCGCACACCUUACACGGCUCGACAGACUUCAGGACCAGGAUAUAAUUUGGGGACUCAUUCACACAACUGCAUUGGUGCUAAACAGAAUGUAAUGAUGCACAUCCCAUUUAAAUAUCCCAUCCCAGCUGGCUGCACAUCUCUCCUAUAAUCUCUACUUCGUUCCUGUCCUCUCAUUCUCCUUCCUCAUCCUUCCUGGUGAAAGUUUGACGGGAGCACGGGAACCGUGUCCCAGAUGCAGUCUCUGGUCAAGCAGGCCUGUGUGGCGAUGCAGUGCACUAAGCUCCGCUCCCCAGCGUACAGCCUGCAGUCCGAGAUCAUCAAGAAGGCCAUGGAGAACAGGCACCAGAUGCGUCAGGUGAAAUCGGCGCUGGCUCUUCGCUGCACGCUAAACUGCGCCACUGUGUUUGCCACACAAGCCUGUUAGAACUGGGGACCUGUUAUAGUGGGUCUGGGUCACCGUAACUCCACCCCCAUGUCCACGCCAGCAGGUCAUGGGGCAGUGAUACGGACUGUAGCCGCUCCUACUCUAACCCUGUUUAGAUAAUCACCCUUUGAUUUCUCUGGUGUUUCUGUCCCACCUUGCCUCUUGUCCCUCCUCUUCCUGUAGAAGAUGAAUGUGGCCACGGGCACCACACAGAUGCGAGUACCGGUCAGGCAGGUGACGCCCAUGUUCAACAAUGCUAAGCUCCACCCCCUCAGGUGCAGUGCCCAGUCCGAAGUUGGGAGGAAGAAGGUGGAGAAAACCAAACAGGCUGACCAGGCCAAUGGUGUGAAUGUGGGCACUGCGGCCCAAGUGCAGGUGCCCGGCAGGCAGGUAACAGCCAGGCAGGUGGUGGCGAUGCUGAACAACCCAAAGCUCCUCUCCCUCAAGUGCAGCAUCAUGCCUGACGUCAGGAAGAAAGUGGUAGAGUGUGGCAUCCAGACAGACCAGGCGAGACCAGAGUUCCCCUUUCAUAGGGGUGCCCUUAACACUGUGGGCACAGUGAUCACUGUGUGCAGGCAUCUUAUGCCCAUUGUUUAAACAGACCUGGAUAGAGUUCUGAGCAAUUCUCUGAGUAGACCGCCAGUGAGAGGACUGAAGUCCCUCUAUAGCUGACCUCUUGACCCUUUAACCUGACAGAAAGAGAAGUCAAAGGUCAGCAUCCCUUUGAGGCCCACACAGGAGGAGGCAAAGAGUGUCUCCAACAAGCCAAAAAUGGCCUGGAGGCGGCUGACACUGCCCAUGUCACCAGAAGUUGCUAUGAAGCACUUCCUUGAGAACUUGACCAGCUUGGAGCAGAAGGAGAUCCUGGACUUCCCUCAGAUUUGGUACCUGGGCCUGGGCGCUGAGAGGAAAAGGGGGGAUGCCAAAGACAUGCCUGAGAACUCUGAGGAAACCAGCUCCGUCUAUGAUGAUGCGAAGUGCAUCUAUAUCCCGGUACUGCGUGACCACAUUUCCUACCGCUACGAGAUUCUGGAAAAGCUUGGGCAAGGAUCUUUUGGCCUGGUUCUGAAAUGCCUGGACCACAAGACCAAAGAGCUGGUGGCCCUGAAAAUUAUCCACAACCAGAAGAGUGCCAGCCGCAUGGCCCUCAGGGAACUGGAGAUCCUGGAUGUGGUCCGGAAGGAAGACAGCGAGAACUGCUACAACGUUAUCCACAUGAAGGAACACAUGAACUUCCGGAACCAUAUCUGCAUUGUCUUCGAGCUCCAGGGAAUGGACCUGUACAGGCUGAUCAGGAACAACAACUUCCAUGGUUUCACCUUGUCCCAGACACAUCACUAUGCUGCCGCGCUGGUCACCAGCCUGCAGAUGCUCCACAGGAAAAAAAUUAUCCACUGUGACCUCAAGCCGGUAUGAUGUCCUGUAGUAGACUGGAAGGGCACUAACAGU
Messenger RNA from Anguilla rostrata (American eel), 4144 nucleotides. RefSeq names its product dual specificity tyrosine-phosphorylation-regulated kinase 4-like. Gene Ontology annotation, molecular function: ATP binding; protein serine/threonine kinase activity; protein serine/threonine/tyrosine kinase activity. Gene Ontology annotation, biological process: peptidyl-serine phosphorylation; peptidyl-threonine phosphorylation. Bases 3467 to 4111 code for a protein of 214 amino acids. Gene Ontology annotation, cellular component: cytoskeleton; cytoplasm; nucleus. NCBI's taxonomy places the organism in Eukaryota, Metazoa, Chordata, Actinopteri, Anguilliformes, Anguillidae. The transcript has 6 exons. The record is from RefSeq and is a predicted model, not a curated record.